Messenger RNA from Didymodactylos carnosus, 3202 nucleotides. The record is from the annotation of a GenBank genome assembly. NCBI's taxonomy places the organism in Eukaryota, Metazoa, Rotifera, Eurotatoria, Philodinida, Philodinidae.
AUGAGUGCUGCAAAAAAGCUACGAUUAGAUGUGGGAGUGACAACAGCGGAAUGCUCGAACUAUGAAAACGAAAUACACGAAAAAUUGAAGAAUAACUAUUCACAACAAUCGUAUACGCCAACGAUCGAAACGAUUUCUAAGACAGAUACAUUUUUACGAUCGCCACUAGUAGCACCAUUAACCACUGCUUCAUCUGCAAAUACAUCGUUACACGACAACAAUCAGAAUACUUCUACACACAAUAUAGCGAAGCGAUACCGAGUCUUUGAUCGUGAAAAAGUAAAUCUUGAAUCCCAUCAGUUAGUAUGGUUUGGUCUAAAUGUCGAUAGAAAUGAGAAAAGUGACACUAUAGUUACACUUGAAGGUCUAAGAAAGAUUGUUGAUUAUACAAAAAUAUUUGACGACGUUGAACAAUGUCAACAGUACAUAGAACAAACUAAGGAUACAAUUACAUUUUUAGUCACGUCUGACCACCGAGGCGAACAGCUGGUAUCUCGCGUUCACAAUCUCAAUCGAGUUUCAUCGAUCUAUAUUUAUUGUUUGAACAAAGAAUAUCAUCAGAAAUGGGCUUCAAAUUAUUCAAAGAUUAAACAAGUACGCACAAACAUUGACCAAUUGUUAAAUGAUCUAGCACAAGAUGUUCAGGAAUAUUUAAAACAUGAAAACGACGGAAUUUUUAGAUGUACCGGAAGACAAGGUGAUACUACAGGUGGAUUUCUGUCUUUAUUCGUGGAGCUUGUUGAUAUUUUGUGUUAUUUACCAUAUCCAGAAGAUUGUCGAUGUAAAUUGAUUGUUUCACUAAAAGAUUAUUAUAGUGGUAAAGAAGUAGAAUUAAAAGUUCUGCAAGAAUUUGAAAGCAACUAUUCAUCAGACAAAGCUAUUUGGUGGUACACACGUGACAAAUUUCUCUAUCGUUUAAUAAAUCGGGCCUUACGGCAAAAUAAUAUUAGACUUUUGUUUUUAUUCGGAUUCUUUAUACAAGAUAUGUAUCGACAAUUAAAACGUGAACAUGAACGAUCUAAAUUACAACAUAUAGAUAAUCCAUUAAAAGUAUACCGAGGACAAUUUAUGUCACGCGGUGAAAUUAACAAGAUUAAAAAAUGCGGUAUCGUCCCGAUUCGUCGACAAAUCGGACACUUCAAAGAAUAUACAUCAAAGAAUUUCAAAGGCGGGAGGGGCGGUGUGAGAGUGAGUGUCGACGAAUCGGGACUGAAUCAAAAAUGCGACUACGAGACAGAUUACUCAAUUGUAAACAAUUGUUUCUUUUCAACGACCAUUGAUCGUUCUAUAGCAUUAUUGUAUACAAAACCAUCACAGCCUGACGAUGAAGUUCAGAGUGUUUUAUUUGAAAUUGAAAUCGAUGUUCGACGAGAGUCUCGCCCCUAUGCUAACAUUUCAGGUUUGAGCAACUUUCCAGAUGAAUGUGAAAUAUUAUUCAUGAUUACAACACGAUUUGAUAUCGAAUCAAACGAUGUUUAUUACGAUAAAAAUGAAAAGAUUUGGAUGGCUAAACUGAAAUUAGUAAAUGAUGAUCUUAUAAAAGACGAUCGAGAUUUUGAAAGUGCGAGCAAGAGAAAAACAGUGAAAAACUGUGUCAGUGUACUUCAUGAUGUUCUUUACAGGGAGUCAUCUGAGAUCGCAAUCACAAUAUUCAAUGAAUUGAUUGAUUUAUAUCCAUCAGAAAAAUGGGUUUUUGACAUGAAAAAUUAUUACCUUGGUUGCUAUCCUGAAAAGCAUCUAGAAGAAAUCUACACUUCAGCAUUAUCAACUCGCGAUGAAGUAUUGACAAUGUGGUUUGAAUACAUAAACGAUGAUGAAUUAAAUUGCUCCGUUGAUAUUGGUAAAAUCUUUAAAGGUAUUGGUGACUGUUACCCAGAUGAAUUAGAUGAUCACAAUAUGGCUAUGAAACAUUAUGAUCUAGCUAUCAAUUAUUAUCAAUCAGCAAUUCAAAAAACUGCUACGGAUUAUGAAAAAAUAGAUAUACUCAAUUUGUUGAGUUAUGUGUACACAAGCAAAAUGGAAAUCAGCAUUGAUAAGAAUGAACAAACACAAAAUUGUUUAAUGGCCAUUAAACACAUAGAACUAAGUGUUCAAAACUUGUUAAAAUAUUAUUCAUCUAAUUAUUACAUCGUUGCCACUCGUAUUGAAGAAAUAGCUAAUCUUUAUCAAUUGAUAUUUAAAUAUGAUGACGCAUUAACUAACUAUAAAAAAGCUCUCGAAAUUUAUACGCAACAAUUUGAACCAAGUUUAUAUCGGAUUGAACAUACUUCUCAGAAAAUAAUUAAAAUCUUUUAUGAUCAUAAACAUGACUAUAAUUCAGCACUUAGAUACCAGUUAAUGAAACAUGAAUAUACAUUAAAAGGCGAUGUACCAGAAUCAACGUUUGAAAUUCGUGUCAAGAGAAAAGAAAUAGUUAAAAGUCACGUCAAAUUAGCUGAUAUUUAUAGAGCAUUACAUCAAUAUGAUUCAGCUAACGAACAUUUGAUGAUAGUAACGAAAUUAAAUCAGGAAUCUGAAUUAUUCGAUAAAGAAGAAGCUGCAUCUGUUGAACCAGGUAAAUAUAUUGUAUGCACAAACGGCCCAUUUUUUGGUUUAAAAAAGCUUGUUCCAGCAACGACAAAGAAUUUAUAUCAGGAAACCACCAAAAAUGGCUCGCAGAGUAGCAUAGUGCACUACCAGAUGGACACUUUGCCAAAAACGAAAGGGUUUUUUCGGCUUUAAAUAGCGGUAAAUAUAUUGUGUGUACAGGCGGCCUAUUUAUUGGUUUAAAAAAGCUCGUUCCAGACACUAAGAUUCAUGGAUAACACUUACGAGGGAACCUUUCGAGGUGAUUAAAAGCUUUUUGAUCGACAUCUAGUGUGUUAUAGGUUAUCGACCAUGCUGAUUCCGAAUAUGAUCAUGGGACUGGCCCAUAGCUCUCGAAGAUCCAGUCUUCUGGAAAACCAGUUUUUCAGAAAUGCCCAAAAAUAACCCAAGCCUUUCUUAAUAAUGCAGGAUUGUAGCGCGCAAAUUUCUAAUUAAAAUGAUACAUCCCCCAGCUCUACACGACCUUUCUUUGCAAAGUUAUAGAAUUUAUAAGAACAGCCUUAAAUUGUUCAUUGUCAGCUCAAAGCUACAGAAAUCAGAAGGAAAGAAUUAAUUUAGGGCUCUUCUUAUAAAUUCUAUAACUUUGCAAAGAAAGGUCGUGUAGAGCUGGGGGAUG